UUGGAUAAAAUCCAUAUUCUGGGAACAACAACAACACAGACAUUUAGUCUGUUAAAUGACAUUUACUGUAACUAGAUGCAAGUGUUGUUUAAUCGGAGCCGGGAGCAUCCGGGUUACCUGCAGGAAUGCAGCAGGUGCGGGUUAAAUACCUGCGCCCAGGGGGCGGGGCUUGGUGUCAGUGGCAGAAGCGGCUCCCGACCUUUAGACCAGUAGGAAGGUGGAGAGAAACAAAACGCAGAUAAAACGCAGCGGAGUCCAUAAUGGCCACGGUUCUGACUCAGGACGCCGUCCUGCACUUCAUCCGGAGCAGCGGAGGCUCCGUGAAAAACUCCGACCUGCUCGCGCACUUUAAAAGCUUCAUCCGUGACAACGCGGACCGGGACCGAAACCGGGAGCUCUUCAAGAGGUUCGUCAACUCCGUGGCCACCGUGAGGCAGGAGGACGGGGUGUCCUUAGUCGUCCUCAGGAAGCAGUUCAGAGGCGGCGGGGGUCCCGCGAACCCGCCCCAGGGCUCUGCCGGGAGAGUCGCCGAGGCGCCCCCGCAGAGAACAGACCCGGUCCUGACCGCACACAAACCGCGACCGAAACCGCAGCUUGCGCAAAGCGGGACACACGCCCCGGCGGGAGAAACCGACCUGAGGACAGUCCUACCGGCUGCUGGAAUCACGAUCAACAACAACAACAACAACAACGUGGAGGCGAGUUUGAACGCAAAACAGCUGAACCCGAUCACCGACAGAACCCAGACCUCCAGCCUCUCUGAGCGCCCGUUCCAGGAUCAGCGCCCUAACAAGCAAGGGACCGGGUUGGGUCCCCUUCAUGGCGUCACACCAGUGAACCCAGUAGUCAGACCUCAUGGAGAAAUCAGAGCGCGGGUCCCAGUGGUUCCAGUGGUCACAGAGGACCCACCUGUCAGACCUUAUGGAGAUAUCAGAGCGCGGGUCCCAGUGGUUCCAGUGGUCACAGAGGACCCACCUGUCAGACCUUAUGGAGAUAUUAGAGCGCGGGUCCCAGUGGUCCCAGUGGUCACAGAGGACCCACCAGUCAGACCUUAUGGGGAUAUCAGAGCGCGGGUCCCAGUGGUCCCAGAGGUCCCACCAGUCAGACCUUAUGGAGAAAUUACAGCACGGGUCCCAGUGAUCCCAGUGGCCACAGAAGUCCCAGAGGUCAGACCUCAUGGAGAAAUCAGAGCACGGGUCCCAGUGAUCCCAGUGGCCACAGAAGUCCCAGAGGUCAGACCUCAUGGAGAAAUCAGACCACGGGUCCCAGUGGUCUCAGAGGUCCCACCAGUCAGACCUUAUGGAGAAACCACAGUGCGGUUCCCAGUGGUCCCACCAGUCAGACCUUUUGAAGAAAUCAAAGCGCGGGUCCCAGUGCUCCCUGAGGUCCCACCAGUCAGACCUUAUGGAGAAACCACAGUGCGGGUCCCAGUGAUCCCAGUAGCCACAGAGGUCCCACCAGUCAGACCUUAUGGAGAAACCACAGCGCGAUUCCCAUUGGUCCCAGAGGUCCCACCAGAAAGACCUUUUGAAGAAACCACAGCGCGGGUCCCAGUGAUCCCAGUAGCCACAGAGGUCCCACCAGUCAGACCUUAUGGAGAAACCACAGCGCAGUUCCCAGUGAUCCCAGUAGCCACAGAGGUCCCACCAGUCAGACCUUUUGAAGAAACCACAGCGCAGGUACCAUCGGUACCGGUCCCAGUCAUCCCAGUGGAACCAGUGGUCUCUGUCCCUCCCACCCAUAGAGGAAGGUUGGGCCGUGUGCAGUCUGAAGGAGGUCUUCUCAGUGAUGCUGAGGUCGCCCCUCGGCGCUUCAAGUACAGACAGAGCUACAAGUCUGCUAUGUCUUGUGAUGAUGAAGAGGAGGAGGAGGAGGAGCUGCCGCUGAGACAGAGGUCAGGAGGAGCGGUGUGGCCUGUGAGUGGCGCCCUCACAGACACUGCGAGGACCAUAUCCACGUCCUCGCCGUGCAUCUUAGACCGCCCUGCGCCGCCGCCGGUCUCCUCCACACCCUCUCAAAAGCAGAUGCCAAAGAUAUUCAUCCAGGAUGUAGAAUGGGACGAGACGCUGGUCCCAGAAUCCCUCAGCAGCUCUGAGCCUGGACCGGAACCUGUUUCAGGGGCGUCAGCGUCCAGACGCAGGGCUUCAGAGGCCAAGCGCUGCAGGCCGUCCCCAAAGCCCACGCCCCACCAGGAGGUCCAGGCCCCGGUCCAGGUCCAGGCCCCGGUCCAGGUCCAGGCCCCGGUCCAGGUCCAGGCCCCGGUCCAGGUCCAGGCCCCGGUGGAGCCCAGAGUGCAGCCGUGGUGCGGUCGCAGCAGCAGCAGCUCCAUGCCGGACGCUGAGUUCUCCACUGACUGGCCACCGUCGAGCUCCUCCCAAGGGCGCACGGACAAAACAGCUCAGACCAGACAAGUGCCUCAAAUCCAGGACGUACUCCAACGGGCCCAGAGCGCCACGCUGGAGCCCGUGGAGCAUCCUGCCAGCAGCAGGACCGCUGCGUCGCCGCGGCAACAGUCUGCAGGAGGUCUCCAUGACGACCAGGAGUCUGCAGCCCGCGUGCUGUGCCGCUCCACAGCUGAAGCUGAACAAGUGCCUCAAAUCCAAGACCUGCUUCAACGAGCCCAAGCAUCUAAGUCUGAGCCGGUGACCCGUAACAUGGAGGCAUCAGCCUGGCACUGGUCCGCAGCACAUGACCAGGACGUGCUGCACCGCUCCACAGGGGAUCUGCUCGACACCCGCGACGAGGUGGAGUCCAGCGACGGCUCCGCCUCCACCCCGAACCUCCGGCACCAGCUGGCGCUGCCCAGGGGCCUCAGCCGCCAGGUGAGGGACAGGAUGUGCCGCAGCCUGGGCACGGACCUGGACCAGAUCCAGGACGACGUGGUGGGAGGCAGCGAGGCCGCCAGGCUCAACCGCCUGCACCUCAUCUCCUCCUCGCUCAGCCUCCGCGGCGACUUCUCGUCCUCGCUGUCGUCCUGCUCGACGCCGCCGCGCUGCCACAGCCUGGCGGAGCUGGACGAGGGGGCGGGGCCGAAGGAAGGGAGGAGGAGCCUUCCUGCCAGCGCCGCCCCCUCGGCCAAUCAUCAGGAAGCCCAUGUUAGACAGGCACUGACUCCUCUGGAGCCCAGGGAGCACAGCUGGUACGUGAAGGCAGCAGCAGGCGCCUGGCCCGACAUCUACUCCCUGUUCAGGGAGGACCACUCUCUGCUCAACAAGCAGGACUUCAUCUCUGGCUUCACCGUGCUGCACUGGAUCGCCAAGCACGGCGACCACCGAGUGCUCAACACCCUAUGGUACGGCGUUCAAAAGACGGGUUCGACCUUCAAGGUAAACGCGCGCUCGCAGGGCGGCUACACGCCCCUGCACAUCGCCGCCAUCCACGGCAACAAGAACAUAGCCCGGCUGCUGGUGAAGAACUUCGGCGCCGACGUGAAGCUGCGGGACACGGCCGGGAAGCGGCCCUGGCAGUACCUGGGCCGCGCCGCGACGCCGGACGUCUUCCAGCUGCUGGGGGCACCGGCGCGCGCCGCUCUGCAGGGAACCGGCAUAUCGGACCUGCAGCAGCCGCCAGCGGCGCCGGGCCGCCGCCGCCGGCACCAUCUGUCCACGGCCUCGUCGGGGGAGAGGCCCUCCAUCGUCGCAGGCGCGCCCAAGGUCAAGAGGUCGACGUCGCUGGCAGCGUUCCUCAAACACAAAUCUCUGCUUCCCUUUCAUGGACAGCAGUCGGACUCUAUGGUUUAGGGAGCUCUUAAAUAGGACACUGCUCCUGGAUCAGCACUAGGAGGGGAGAGGCUGCAGGUUGUCUGGUUUUUUAGACCUGCGGGUGAACAGUCAAACACUCUCGCACUGAACAUUUGAGGAAACGGUGCAGCUCAUGGUUCGUGUAGGUUUUACAGCUGUGCUCGGCACUUCUGCUAAUUGUCAGGUCGACUUUCUGGCUUGUGUAAGUUCCUGUUGUGGAUAAACGGAGCCCACACAUGCUUUAAGGUCUGUGUGUCUACCGAUUAAAGGCCCAGACGUUUGCUCAGGCAGCUCACUGCAACCAACCGCAACUGAUAAUGGACUCAUGACUUAUCACCAAGAGCUGAUUUGCAAACGGAGCGGGUCUGUGUUCAGCUUGACCGUCUGAUGUCAUUGCGAGAGCGUUUGAAGUGAAGUAUGACGUCAGAUUCAGGGUUGAAGGGCGAAGGCACAGCUGGUGUGUAAAUGUAAGGUCAUUAACCAAAGAACCAAAAAAAAGGAGUAAUCACUUAGCAUUCAUAGAUAAUUAUGUAAUAACUUGUGAAUUCUGAGUGAGAUUUACCAGAUUUUGCCGUUCUAAAUGUUACUUUUCCAGUAUUUUUGACACCCACUGAUGAAUGUUUACAAUUUGACUAUUAAAAUGUUUUACAGCUUUAACAGAUGCCACAUUUAAACAUCACUGCUCUGUAGUUUGUUUGUCCCAGGUUUGCUGGUCCCUAAAGUAACGAUACAGGGAAGGUCCCUCUGAACACCCAGGACCUCUUGUACCAACAUGUUCAGAGUGUUUGGAGAAAUGCUGGAAGCUGCUGGACAUGUUUGUUCAUGAAUCUGUGUUUAAACAAGCUCUGUGCGUCCUGCUGAGUUCAUUCUGAAACAGCCGGUUCAACCUGUAGUGUUAGUUAUGUAAUAUGUUACUGUACAGUCUCUUACCAACAUAUACAGUUGAGUUCUUCAUGAAUAAUGCACAACAAUAAACCCAAAUAAAAAUAUUGAUAAUAAUAA
Betta splendens (Siamese fighting fish) is the source of this 4742-nucleotide messenger RNA. RefSeq names its product nascent polypeptide-associated complex subunit alpha, muscle-specific form-like. The record is from RefSeq and is a predicted model, not a curated record. Gene Ontology annotation, molecular function: protein binding. Lineage: Eukaryota; Metazoa; Chordata; Actinopteri; Anabantiformes; Osphronemidae. Bases 261 to 3740 code for a protein of 1159 amino acids. The transcript is spliced from 6 exons.